AGAAAACAUAAAAGAACAGCAAGUGCAAGAGCACACAUUCCAUCCUGCCUUGUAGAUUAACUAGCCUGUCAAACAAGAGCAAAGCAUCAGUGGGUAGAUAAGGUCUAUAAAGUAGACAGCCACUCAGUAAACAGCCUCGCAGACUAAACCUAGAAACGUCUACACUACAGCCGGGAUCAACGCUUUAAGAUCAAUCCACCAGCGGUCGAUCUAGCAGGUCUAGUGAAGACCUGCCAAAUUGACAGCAGAUCGCUCUCCAGUCAAUCCCGUACUCUACCCCCAAUGAGAAGAGUAAGUAAACUGGACAUUCUGGGCCAUCCCCAGGACUCUACUGCCUCCACAGUAUGGAUUCCACCAUGGCUUCAUGGGAACAAAAGAGGAUAGCAAGUAUUUUUGGAGAUAAAGCUUCAUUCAAUACCAAAAUACAGAACACAGCUUGUGACUAAACUAACUGUGAAACAGAAUUUUCCUAUGGUGGCUGCAUGAGAGUAACAAAACAAAGCAAAGCUCAGGUAAUGGCAUGUGAUAAGAAUCACUCAGUAAAAGAAGACAAGAUGCCUGGAAGCAUGAUGUCAGUAUCCUGCCAUAAGCACCAUUUCCUUUUGGUUGGCUUUCUUGGUUUCUGUCUUAACAGUUUUGUGAGAGGUCAAAAGAACAACACUCUGAUUUUCACCAAGGAAAACACAAUUCGCAAUUGCAGCUGUUUUGCUGAUAUCCAUGAUUGUGACUACAGCUUGGCAAACCUCAUGUGCAGUUGCAAAACCAUCUUGCCUUAUACAAUAGAUAGAGCCAGCUACCACAGUGACCUAACAAUCUGGUUCACAGAUACGACUGGGCUUGGAAUGCUGUUGAACUUUACAGUGGUGCAAUACCUGAAGCUUUCGCUCUGUGGCUCCACUCCUCUUCCAACAGAAUACCUGGCCAUUUUGGGAUUGCGAAAGCUGCAAAUAAACAGUGAGGUUAAGGGCCAAUUUCUAGAGCAAAAUUUAACAAUCUACCAUAGCAGCGACAAUGAGAUGAGAGACAAACUGAAGGUGCUACACAAAGACAGGCAAAUGUUUUUGUAUAUUUCUGUCUUGGAUACAUCUCUUUUCAACAGGUAUUCUUUACUGAAGUCCUACAGUGUGGAAAAUGUUUCCAGCAUUACAGACCACUUUCCAAGUCUGCCAUAUUCUGAUAUAUUUUCAACUACUAAUAACAAAAGCUACGUUGUAACAUUCAUUUACUGAAGUUGUUGAACAUGUUUCAGCGGUACAGUAAGAGGGCAUGUUAACCUAUCAUUAGAACAAGAUAUGGAGCUUUUGCAAGUCUGUUUUGUUUGAGCCAGAAAGGAAAGUAAGCGUGGGUCAGUUCUUACUGCACUCAAAAUGACAUUACUCACAAAAUGUGGGGUUCAAAAUAGUUUGAACACAGAUAAUUAAUUCUGUAACCUGUUUCUUAGAGAACAAAGAAAGUGUGGAACAAUCAAUUUUAAAAGUGCUGUAACUAAGUUUUCAAAAUGACUUAAUUAUUGUAUGGUAUAGAUUGAAAUAUGUUGAUUAAUUUUGUUAUGAAAUGUGCAUUACUUGGGCAUAUGAAAACAUGACAAUGUACCUUUUAGGUAUGGAACUACCUAAUAAUAAUAAUAACCCAUCUGUAAUGUGUUUUUACACAUUCUUCUAGAUGUAGUAAAUAUGUGGAAAAUGUAUAAGUAGUAUGAAUUAUAGUGAGUUUGUCUAGUUAUAUGUACCGAAUCUCUUUUAUCUUUUUACAUAAAAGUACAUGGACCUUUUUCAGUUGUAGUUUGAAAGCUCACACCAUUAUUUGCCUUGGAAAACCAUUAGGCUAGUGUAUGAUGAACAAUUAUGUCUCCUUAUGAAGCUGUUUAAUUACUCCAGUGUUGUCUUAAUUUGGUUCUACAUUAACACAGAAUUUGGAGAUACCCAGAAGUCAUCUAUUACAGGACAGGCCCAACAAAGAAAAUAACAGAACGCCACUAGCUGUCACCAGCCCCCAACUAAAACCUAUCCAGCGCAUCAUCGAAGAUUUACAACCUAUCUUGAA
Messenger RNA from Dermochelys coriacea (leatherback sea turtle), 2043 nucleotides. It is a transcript of the gene EPCIP, whose product is annotated as chromosome 1 C21orf62 homolog. The record is from RefSeq and is a predicted model, not a curated record. Bases 483 to 1229 code for a protein of 248 amino acids. The transcript has 5 exons. NCBI's taxonomy places the organism in Eukaryota, Metazoa, Chordata, Testudines, Dermochelyidae.